Messenger RNA from Lates calcarifer (barramundi perch), 2511 nucleotides. RefSeq lists its product as uncharacterized. Gene Ontology annotation, cellular component: nucleus. The record is from RefSeq and is a predicted model, not a curated record. Gene Ontology annotation, molecular function: DNA-binding transcription factor activity, RNA polymerase II-specific; RNA polymerase II transcription regulatory region sequence-specific DNA binding. Lineage: Eukaryota; Metazoa; Chordata; Actinopteri; Centropomidae. Gene Ontology annotation, biological process: regulation of transcription by RNA polymerase II. The annotation marks the transcript as partial. The transcript has a single exon.
AAAGUGAUGCCAUCAGCACAUGGACAAAGUAUCAUCAUGGAAAAGCAGAAAUCAAUGAAUAGUGUUACUUCAGCACAGUUGGGUGGAGAAUCGUGCACCUUCAUCUGCACUGAGUGUGGUGAUGGGUUCAGUCAGUACUCUAAUGUGCUGGCCCACAUGGCAAUUCAUGGACCUUUGGAGUCAUUUUCCUUUGAUGGAUCAUCCAAUGGAUUUGAAGUCCCCCGAGAAUAUGUGCUACAAGAAAAUGGUACACUGACAGAUGUGAACGGCUUGGCACAGUCACAUUCCUCUGUGAAACCAUUGUCUCCGGGAGUCCUGCCAUCGCAUUACCCAUCCCCUAUUAAACCAGUGUCUCCAAAUUUAAGGCCACAGCCUUCCCCUUACAGAGAUGUGUUCAGGCCAAGGCCAUCAGACUUGACCUUGGACAAGUCUCGUCAGGGCCAUUACCGUUGUGAAAUAUGUAGCAGAUCAUUUAACAGCCUGCAGAGUUUACAUCGUCACCAGCAGUAUCGAAACACAGAGAGAGGUUACAAGUGUACCUUGUGCUGUAAGAUCUUUGAAGGUAGACAGGAACUUAAGAAACACCUCCAGGACCAUGCUGAUGAAAGAUUUCACUGCUGUGGUCACUGUGGUAAGCGAUUCCUUAAAGUGGAUGCACUGAAUGCCCAUCAGAAAGAAAACCACUUCUCCCACAAGGCUACAGCUUUCGGUAAAUCUGAGAAUAAGCAGGAAAAAAGGCUAGAGAAAACAUAUUCUUGUAGGAAGUGCAAGUUGAGUUUUUUCUGGAUGUCAGAUUUUCAGACACACUCAAUGUACCAUUGCAAAGGAAAAGAGCCUGAUGCUAGUUUUGCAUCUGAAAUCGAAAUUGAGGUGAACUCUAAAAACCUAGAAGACGCACUAUUUGAAAACUUCCACAGCAAUGGCACAUCUGUUGAUCUUAAGAAUGGGGAUACUAAAGUCUUUAGGGAUACUAGUGGUGAGAUCGAUAGGGAAUACUCUUUCACACCAUACAGAUGUGGUUUAUGUGGGGAUCGGUUCCAAAAGUUAACAGCUCUAAAAGAGCAUCAUCUCACACAUCAAACUCAGGAGGAAAUAGAUCAGCUGAAUCAAGAAUCUCAAAGAACUUUUAAGCGAAGAAUGCCACCCAAAGGCAGACGUAGAAGAGGGAGUAAUCCAAAUGGCAAGUUGCAUCCUUGCAAGCACUGUCAUCGUGUCUUUAAUCAUUCUAGUAGUUUGUCACGGCACAUGAGAUACCACAAGGGUACUAUGCACACAUGUGUAUUUUGUGGUAGACAUUUUCCACAACGCUGUGAUUUGAGAAGACAUGUAGCCAUGUACCACAAAGCUGAACUGGAAAAGAAACCGGGUUUGAAACACUUGUAUACGGCCCCACAAAAUGGUCCUGCCCCUACUUCUGUUAAUGGUGAGAAAAACCCAAGUUCUCCUGAUGAGAAAGCUAAGAGCUCCUCUGACAAUGAACAAACCACAUCACCAGAGCAGCCUCCAAAGGGGAAGCAAUCUGGAAAAGCAGGCCGAGUUAAUUACAAGUGUCAGGAAUGUGGAAAGAGAUUUGGGCUGUUAUGUGUCUACCAACGACACUUGCGUUAUCACAAAAAGGAACCUAGCAAGUGCCCCCGAUGUCCAGCUCAAUUCAGGAAUUCGUCAUCCCUUGAGCUUCACCUUCAAAAUCACCCAAGCACUGGAGAAGCAGAUGAUGUUGGACAAACCUCUCACUGCACUGGCACCAAUGGGGACCAUGUCCUAGAAAAGGGUAAUGCAGAGGACAUAGAGGAUGACUAUAUGGACCAUACUCAAAAUGAUAAAAGAAAUUCCUCAGAGGUUCUUUAUGAAUGCACUGAGUGCACUGAGACAUUCUCAUACUUGGAGACAUUUCUUCAGCACCAGACUUCUCAUGGCUCAGAAAACAACGGGUAACUAUCAAACCCAUAAGUCAUUGUUAUUGCCAACAAGCAAGCUCUCAGGAGUUGAGUGUUUUUGACUCUUUUGAAUGCAAGUAUUUGAAUAACUGUAUAGAUUAAUAUUUUAUUAAUUUUGUUUGUAAUGGUUAUUUUACAUACUACUUUUACAAUUUUUUUUCUUGCAUGAGUAAACAAAAUUCUGCUAAUUGGUGAAUUUGAAACCAAUGGAAGCAGGAAGUAAAGCUUGGGUGAGGAGCCUACCAAAUGACUUAAAAGAGAAACAGCAUAUACCGACAUGGGUAAAAUGCAAGUUUAAAUGUAGCAUUCUCCAACAGGUUGUGAUUGUAGUUAAUUUGAAAGUCCCACCAAUUGUUGACUAACAAGAAUAAGUAAAUUGCUUUUCACUGUAUCUUGUAGUCGCUACUCAUGCUGUUUUUGUCAAUCAUUUUGCUCAAUUUUUCAUCAUGUUUUACUUGCAAAUAUGCUAAGAUUUUGUUUUAAUAUAUUGUAUGUGUAUAUCUUCCUUUUUAAAGGAUAGUAUUGUCACUGAAUAGAUUUUUUAUUGUGCCAUUAAAAUUGUACAGAGAAAUUA